AAUUUCAUUGACGGACACAAACAGUCUGCUAGCGGUCAUCAUGCUUGAUUUGCCUAUCUAUCCUUAGUUUUUCAACAUUCAGUCACUUUUAUGUAUUUUAAAAUGUAUUAUCUGUUUAAGAUGAAAACUGGUGAUAUUAAACCACCAGGGAGCACGGCAUGAUGCGUUAAACAGGAUUGAAAGUUGCUUCCUAUGUCUACAUCUUUCCUAGCAGGUUUUGCUGAACAUUUCUGGUUGACUUGUGCUCGAUAUAAUGACAGAUUACGGCGUGCAGACGAGUUCAGGAGGCAAAAUAAACGGCACUGCAUCAUCUAAUAGUAUAGGCAAACGUUUGGGUAUAAUUGCCACUUGUGCAGUCGGCGGGUCAUUGGUUGCCCUCUAUGCUGUGGCAGGGCCAUUUGUUGCUCCUGCUUUGAGAAAAGUAUGUCUCCCUUAUGUUCCCGCAACGUCUCAACAAGUUGAAAAUGUGAUAAAAGUGCUCCAGCAAAGAUCAGGGACACUCGUGGACAUCGGGAGUGGAGAUGGAAGAAUAGUGAUAGCAGCUGCCAAGAGAGGCUUCAAAGCUGUAGGUUUCGAGCUCAAUCCUUGGCUGGUGUGGUAUUCACGCUACAGAGCUUGGAAAGAAGGGGUUCAUCAUUCUACCUCAUUCUACAUAUCAGACCUCUGGAAGGUUAGUUUUGCCCAGUAUUCCAAUGUGGUGAUAUUUGGAGUUCCGCAGAUGAUGGAGCAACUUGAAGAUAAACUCGGGAAGGAAUUGCAAAGCUCAGCAAAAGUGGUUGCCUGCCGUUUUCCUUUUCCUUCAUGGGUUCCUGAUGACACGGCUGGAGAAGGGAUAGAUACUGUUUGGGUGUAUGAUGCUAAAACAUUUCAGUCUAAUGCAGAUAAGCCAGGCAAUUAGACAAAUAAGCUGAACUGGCGUUUCCUUUUGUUUUGUUUUGGGGUAUAUUUUCCUGGUGGCAUGAGCUCUAUGCACUGUGCAAUUAGAAAUCAAUAAAUUUUUAAUUUAAAAAAAAAA
This is a messenger RNA of Engraulis encrasicolus (European anchovy), 1015 nucleotides long. It is a transcript of the gene atpsckmt, whose product is annotated as fATP synthase c subunit lysine N-methyltransferase. The transcript is spliced from 4 exons. Gene Ontology annotation, molecular function: protein-lysine N-methyltransferase activity. Bases 254 to 898 code for a protein of 214 amino acids. NCBI's taxonomy places the organism in Eukaryota, Metazoa, Chordata, Actinopteri, Clupeiformes, Engraulidae. Gene Ontology annotation, cellular component: mitochondrion. The record is from RefSeq and is a predicted model, not a curated record. Gene Ontology annotation, biological process: regulation of mitochondrial ATP synthesis coupled proton transport; peptidyl-lysine trimethylation; positive regulation of proton-transporting ATP synthase activity, rotational mechanism.